AUGUCUACCAAAACUCAAAAUCCUAUGCGUGAAUUGCGUAUCGAGAAAUUAGUCUUGAACAUUUGUGUUGGUGAGUCCGGUGAUAGAUUAACCAGAGCCUCAAAAGUUUUAGAACAAUUAUCUGGUCAAACCCCAGUGCAAUCAAAAGCAAGAUACACAGUGAGAACUUUUGGUAUUAGAAGAAACGAAAAGAUUUCUGUUCAUGUCACCAUUAGAGGACCAAAAGCUGAAGAAAUCUUGGAAAGAGGUUUGAAAGUUAAGGAAUAUCAAUUAAGAAAUAAAAACUUUUCAGCUACAGGAAACUUUGGUUUCGGUAUCGAUGAACAUAUCGAUUUAGGUAUCAAAUACGACCCAUCUAUUGGAAUUUAUGGUAUGGACUUCUACGUUGUUAUGGGAAGAGCAGGAGCUAGAGUUACAAGAAGAAAGAGAGCUAGAUCAACCAUUGGUAACAGUCACAAAACUAAUAAAGAAGAUACCAUUCAAUGGUUUAAGGUUAAAUACGAUGCUGAAGUGUUGGACAAAUAA
Messenger RNA from Lodderomyces oxycetoniae, 525 nucleotides. RefSeq names its product 60S ribosomal protein uL5 (gene RPL11). Gene Ontology annotation, cellular component: ribosome; cytosolic large ribosomal subunit. Gene Ontology annotation, biological process: translation. The transcript has 2 exons. Gene Ontology annotation, molecular function: RNA binding; structural constituent of ribosome. Lineage: Eukaryota; Fungi; Ascomycota; Pichiomycetes; Serinales; Debaryomycetaceae. The coding region runs from base 1 to 525 and encodes 174 amino acids. The record is from RefSeq and is a predicted model, not a curated record.